AAGAAGUAUAGGUGGCUUCACCAAUCCAACACCACCUACUUCUUUCUUUCUUUCUUUCAGCAGUUGCCUCCUGGGGUUGAAGAAAGAAGGGCAACCAGAUUCCCCAUUUCCCCGUAAACCCUAAAAGCAAAAGAAACAACCAAACAACCAUGAGCUUCUUCACCUUGGCCUCAUCAUCCCCAACCUCCUCACUCAACACUCUCUCCAACUUCACCCCCAACACAAGACAAUCCCCAUCCCCACCGCCUUCUUCACUUGUUCGUUUUCCCACCCCAAUUCCCCACUCUCGCCUCACUGUCUCCGCUUCCUCAAACGCCUCCCCCCAAACACCCCGACACCUCAUUACUCAAACACUUGUGAAGUACACAAAAGCCGCACUUCUCAUCGGCGCCGCCGCAUCCAUGAUCGGGAAGCUCUCGCUGUUGCCGGCGAGAGCGGAAUCUCCCUCCGUAGUUGCCCAAGAAGCCCCAAUUCCUGAAGAAGCCCAGGCCCAACCCAAUGACCAGGCCUCGCCCUUGUCCGAAUUUCUCGAAUCCAAUUCAGAGGCCGUCGAGGCCUUGAAGUCGCUAUUGCAGCAAAAGCUCGAGAGUGGCGAGGACGAAGAGGCUCUCAAGAUCCUGGGACGCCUGGUUUCGGCGCAGCCUUCGGUGACCGAGUGGAAGUUCCUCAUGGCGAGGUUGUUUAACGAACUGGGCGACGCCGAGAACGCGCGCAAAGUGUUCGAAGAAAUUCUGGCGUUGAACCCGCUGUCGUUUGAGGCGUUGUUCGAGAACGCCUUGGUAAUGGAUCGGUGCGGGGAAGGCGAGGCGGUGAUUACGCGGUUGGAAGAGGCGUUGAAGAUUGCGGAGGAGGAGAACAAGGCGAAGGAGGCACGGGACGUGCGGUUCAUAAUGGCGCAGAUACAGUUUUUGCAGAAGAAUGUGGAGGAGGCUUUGAGGAAUUAUCAGGAGUUGGCGAAGGAGGACCCCAAUGAUUUUAGGCCGUAUUUUUGUCAGGGGAUGAUUUACAGCUUGCUGGAGAGGAAUGCAGAGGCCAGAGAGCAGUUUGCUAAGUACCGGGAGCUUUCUCCAAAGAAGUUUGAGGUGGAGGGUUACUUGAGGACCCCAUUGUCAAGGAUGAAGCUAUUUGGGUCGGAUGAGAAUUGAGUAUCUAGCUGGGAACAUGCCGGAAUAAUGAUGGGGAAAUGGGUUUUUCUCCGCAUGGUGAAGGCAAUGGCUUUUUUGGGUAAUCGGCUAAUCCUAUGCCUUUGUCAAGUUUUGAUAGUUAGUUUACUUUUUUUCAUUUGAUUUUUUUGCUAUUGAUGUGGAACCACUGUUGAAGCUUCACAGAGGAUAAUUAGAGAAACAAGGAAAUAAGAACCAAAUUUUGUGGAGAUAAAGAUAUAACGACCUUGUUGAAUAAUCUGCUUCAGCCGAAUGUGGUUCUUUUCUGCUUUCUCUGGUUCUUUA
Messenger RNA from Corylus avellana, 1448 nucleotides. Its product is annotated as Protein prenylyltransferase superfamily protein. The record is from RefSeq and is a predicted model, not a curated record. Gene Ontology annotation, molecular function: protein binding. NCBI's taxonomy places the organism in Eukaryota, Viridiplantae, Streptophyta, Magnoliopsida, Fagales, Betulaceae.